Messenger RNA from Ruditapes philippinarum (Manila clam), 4789 nucleotides. Its product is annotated as rac GTPase-activating protein 1-like. The coding region runs from base 90 to 2030 and encodes 646 amino acids. The transcript has 21 exons. Gene Ontology annotation, biological process: signal transduction. The record is from RefSeq and is a predicted model, not a curated record. Lineage: Eukaryota; Metazoa; Mollusca; Bivalvia; Venerida; Veneridae.
GGCUGACUGAUAUUUGUGUUCAAAUCAACAACCGGGAACAAGGAGCUACUAUUUAAAUGAAUUUCUUAUCUAAAGUACAAUAAAUUGCAAUGAAACGCAAAAUGGAUUCCAAGUUGAGUCUAAUGGCAGCUUUUGAUGAAUUGAUGAGGAAUGCUAAGGUUUUAUCAGCAGGAAUAGAACCAGAAUUUAAAACAUUUGUGGAGAACCAGCAAUCAUGCAGAAGACAGUGGGCAACAUCAGAAGAGGAACUUCAGCAUCUGAGAGGGAAGAUGAUCUCCCUUGAAUCUGAGAACAAAACACUGGAUGCUAAACUUAAACAUGCAAGAAACUUGAUAGAAAAAGAAGAACAGAAAAGGUUGAAAGUUGAACAUGAUAAGGAGCAGCUGGAGCGACAGAUUGCUCUGAUCCGUGAAUUACUGAUGGACAGCAAGCACGGAAAUAAAUUAGACCAACAUGACAGGGAGAGACUGGCGUUCUUAAGCACAACAGCUCAACGAUCCACAUACGAAGACUCACCACCAAAAAGGUUAUCAAGGAUCAACGAGUCGAACCACUCUGUACUGUCGGAUGAGGACAUAGAUUACUGGGAUAAGACAGAAGAGGACCUCGAACCAGCGUGUGGCGGGCGUCGUAGACGUAGCAAGCGCAACAAGAGACCGUCAGCUCCGCCACAGGAAGACAUGAAUGUGACGCCGCCAAAGAGACACAAAACUAUAGAGGAGAAUGAAGUGGUGACAACAACAACAAUCACAGUAACGGCAGAUGGCCGGCCAAUCGAGGCAACAACAGAAGUAUCUGUACCAAGUGCUGGUCGUAAGCUUAACAAAAGUUUUAGCGAACCUGCAUUGGACAAACAUAUGAUGGAAAGUGAAACAGAAUCAGAUGCUGAUCCAUGGACGCCAAGAAAUAUGAACACAAACGCCAGCAAGAGCACCCUGAGAGGAACACCUACGACACCGAUGUUGAGGAAAGCACAUUCUGCUAGCAAAGGUUUGAACAGAAUUCACUUCUUUAUCUCGGAGACAGUGAUUAGACCGAGGACUUGUGUACCGUGUGGAAAGAGAAUUGGCUUUGGAAGAUUGGCUAUGAAAUGUAAAGAUUGCAGAUCAAUUUGUCACCCUGAUUGUAAAGAUAACCUGCCGUUGCCUUGCAUAUCAGCACCACCCACUCCAGGAACCGGUAAAGUACAAGGGGGGAUAUUGUCUGAUUAUUGCCGAGAUGAAUGCCCAAUGAUUCCAGGCAUAGUGAUUCAUUGUGUGAAUGAGAUAGAGGCUCGGGGACUUAAUGAAGUAGGAAUCUACAGGGUACCAGGAUCUGACAGACAAGUUAAGGAACUGAAAGAAAAGUUUUUCAAGGGCAAAGGCAUGCCAAACUUGUCAAAUAUUGAUGACAUUCAUGUAAUAUGCGGCUGUUUGAAGGACUUUCUUCGAGGCCUGAAGGAGCCAUUGGUAACAUUCAGAUUGUGGAGAGAUUUUGUCCAUGCAGCUGAAAAUCGGGACAAAGCAAUGGCAGAGUCAGACAUGUACCAGGCGCUGAGCGAGCUGCCACGAGCCAAUAGAGAUACAAUAGCCUUCCUUAUGCUUCAUUUACUCAGGGUGUCACAGACCACAGAAUGUAAGAUGCCGGCAAACAACUUGGCCCGUGUGUUUGGACCCACCCUCGUAGGCCACUCUUCCCCAGAACCCGAGCCCAUGCAGCUGAUAAACGAGACUAAAUACCAGGCCAUGGUAAUGGACCGUCUGUUUGAGAUACCUGAGGAUUACUGGAUCAACUUUAUCAGUGACGAGGCUGAAAACAUGUACCCAGAUGUGAACACCCCACAGACACCAGAGGUCACAAGAGGGUUGUUAGAGAGUAGAUUAGGACCAGUGCAUACACCUGGUUCUGGUUAUGAAAGGAGUCGAACAUGGGCGGCCAGGACACCAAGUCUGCAGGUGAAAGCAACAACAAAAAAUAACAAAGAGGAAAAACAUAAACUCAUGCCACCACUGAAAGAACUGAGACGUUCAAUGAGCGAAAGCUCUGUGUAAAGGUUUGGUGACAGAACUGGUAACAUUUCCAAGAAACCAAGUCAUUUCUUUAACUCGCCAACUGUGGACUGAUGGAUGAACACUUUGUGAUCAAUGUGAUUAAUUUCUGUAGACUUUAUAUAUUAAAUCAUGAUGGAAAAAAAGAAACUAUGAGAAACAAAAAAAAUUAUUUAAACACACUGUGACCUCUGACAUAACAUACAAAAUUGCUGAAUCACCAGGAGUAAGCAGUGAUUUCAUUGGUCACUUUAAUCUGGUACAAAUGAUUAUAUUGGUUGGUUAGUGGAAUUCAUACAAAUGAUUAUAUUGUUCACCUGGUAUCUUAUACAACUGUGGAAAUACUCAUUAAGUAAAAAGAAAAAGGUUCAGGAGUUAUCUUCAGUAAACACUAUACCCUUCUGUGUUUAUGUAAUAACUGUGUUUGCUGGUUUUGUAACUGCUGUAAAAAUAAUUUUGUAUAUUUUUUUAACAAUUUUAUUUAAAAAAAUAAAAAUAAAAAAAAGGAAAAUUAUAAUUUUGUUAAAGCAGCUCGCCUCCUAUAAUAUCAAUUUUUUUAUCAGUCACUUUAUUUUAAGGUAGACACUAAAGAAACAGGCAUACAUGCUGAGACAGCUGCUUUAAUGACCUGUAUAUAGGUUAAUGAUGUAAUAUUAUGAUUGGCAAAAUAUUUAACUUUUGUAACUUUUAUUUAAAGCAUAUCAGAUGUGUAUAUCCUUUUAAAGAACACACCAAAUUGGUUUCAGGCUGAAUGCACCAAUGAGCAUGGCAAAGAAAUUCAGAUUUUUAAAUUAGUUUUAUUAUUGAUUAAUUACUGGAAUGGAACUUCAAAUCAAUUUUAUGAGUUACAAGAACUUCUCUAUAGUCUGGUGCACAGUUUUAGGCAAAAGAUUUGCAGAAAGUUUUAAUGUACUUCAGGUAGUUAAUGUUAUAAGUAGAAUUAGCUAUAUUUUGUGAUGUACACAUUAAAUUAACAAUACUAGUAUUUUAUAUUUAAAGGUACUCCUCUGAGGUUAAUAAGCCUCUUACAUAAAAUUUGAAUUUCUUACAAAGAUCAACUAGAAAGUUAUGCUUAAAGAUAAUUAAUUAAGAAAUAUCUUUAAAUCUUAUUUUUUGUGCUAUUCUUUAGUCAGAUUUUUGGUCUUUUUUUUCACAAUUAGAAUAAUGUAAUGUGAAUAUAGAAGUUAACUCUAUUGUUUUAUAAAAAACACUAUGUUACAACUCAAGUCUUCAUCUUUCACAAUAGAAUAAUUAUUCUGGAAAAACUGAGUGAGCCAAUGAUCUGAAUUUUUGUAUACAAGUUAUUUGAUGAGACUUCCAAUGACAAAUGACUUUUAGACAUCAAAUGGAAAAUUUAUCUUGAAAAAUUAUUUCCAGUCCCUGCAUGUGAAAAAAACAAACUUAGUGGAGUUCCUUCUAAUUAAUUAAUUAAAAAGAAAAUGCAUUCUAAUUGAAUCCAUACAGCUUUAAUCGGUUUUGAUGAUUGCUAUAGACAGCACCAACAAUUAUUUGUCAAAGAGGUCUGUUGAGGAAAGACAGCCCUUGUUCAUCCUUACUAUCCAAGGAAGUGAAAACCAAUUUGUUGUAAUCUUUAUAUAUAUUUAUAAUUAUAUAAUGCAUAUUCAUUUUGCUUAAUGUAUGUGACAUAAUUUACCAUAAAGAAAACAAAAAGAAAACAUAACUUCUAUCUAAUCAUGGUAGUAAUUACAUAUGUGAUGCUAAAUAUUCAAAUUCAUUCAAUAAAAGAAAUAGAGAAAAAAAGAUAGGUCAUACAUGCAUAAAUGAGCAACGUAACGACAAAACCAAAAUAUUGGGUUUGCGACCAGCAUGGAUCCAGACCAGCCUGGGCAUCCACACAAUCUGAUCAUGAUCCAUGCUGUUUGCAAACCCAUUAUGUUUGUUUUGUCAUGACGCGGCUCAAAUGUUUUUUGUUAUUCUAGUCUAUUUUGUAUGUUGGUUGAUUGGUAAGUGUUUGUAACGAUUAUUUCCGUGUCGUCUUGCAAAUAAAUAAUAUGGAAUUGUGGUUAAAGUUUGCUCUUGGAAAAUUGUUUUUUUUAAAUAAUUUCAAGCUAGGAAUAAGUAACAGGUUUUUUUUUAUUCUUCUUAGCAAAUCAUGAUGUUCAUUGACUUCAAAUUUUGUACUAACAAUUCUGCACAGUUUAAGUUAAUUUUGGUAUUUUUUUUUUAUAUUUUUUUUGAAGAAUAAGAUAAUUCAUUUUGGUAAACAAAAAACCCCAAAGAAGAAGGAUUAUAAAUAAAAUGAUAAUAAUUAUAAGUUUCUCUUACAAUGUUCAGAAUUUAAUCAAGCAUAUGUAGAUUAUACAUGUAUUUCUUUCUGUUCUGACUAUGUAACGCACAACCAUGUGUUAUUUACAGAAAUUAGGAUUUUUUAUUAAAAACAAAAACAAAAAAACUUUUCUUUACAAAAGAUAAGUUGUAUGAAGAUUGGUCUUUUUGCAGGAUACUCAAGAUUGAAAAAAUGAAAUUGAUAAAGUUUUAACACAGAUAGGUUCUUUUUCUUGUUAAAAAAUUUACUUAACAGUUCAAUUUGUUAAUUAUUGAAGUAGGGAAGAUCUUUUAAAGUGACAUAAUGUGUUGAUAGAAUUUAUAACUGGAAAUUAUGAUAUUUUUUUUAAAUUUUUAAUGGUUUUAUGGUAUUAUUUUAUGAUACACUGAAAUAGUUACUUCCCCUGUUUUCACCUGUUUUAUUCUUACUUUCGUUCUUACUCUUUAUUGACAUAAUAAAAGAUAUUUUUACAUGA